Alternaria hordeiaustralica is the source of this 1977-nucleotide messenger RNA. RefSeq lists its product as uncharacterized. Gene Ontology annotation, biological process: DNA-templated transcription. The record is from RefSeq and is a predicted model, not a curated record. Gene Ontology annotation, molecular function: DNA binding; zinc ion binding. The transcript has 5 exons. Bases 1 to 1977 code for a protein of 658 amino acids. Lineage: Eukaryota; Fungi; Ascomycota; Dothideomycetes; Pleosporales; Pleosporaceae.
AUGUCGCAACUGUCACAAGCGGAUGCCAAAGACCGCAACCAUGCCCUCGUCUCCGUCCUCAAAGACCUCAGCUUGCGCGUCAGCGACGAUGACCGACGUCGAAUUGAAGAUGCCCUCCAGGAUUCAGAUGACGAGGUCGGGUCGCCCGUCUCCAUAUCCUCUUCUUCGCGAGCAUCCGCCCCUCAACCAUUCUCUCAGCACUUGCGCAUGCACCCCUUUGCCCCGUCCUCUAGCUAUGUGCCGCUCGGAGCAGAAACCUCGCCUACCUCGGAUCAGUCACCCCUUCCUCGCCUGGACGGUACUGUCCCGGAAGACUCUGGCGACGAAGACGGUGGCGAACUGCCCAAUGUAGUCGAAGCAGGCUUCUUGGGCCAGAUCUCCGAAGUACAGUGGCUACAGACGCUCAGGAGUAGAGUACAAGCUCUCGAUACCGUUCUGUUUGGCCCACCUGACACCACUGCGCCACUCUCUCAGCCACCCUCGCCUACUUUCACUGCGUCACCCACCUCCCUUGCCGCGACCCCGCUCGAACACAUCGCUCUCACCAACUACUAUCUCGAUGACGAAGGCAUCAAACUCACAGACUGUGGGAAUCCCUUUGAGCUGCCACCAGAACAUACUGCAGUACUGCUAUUCCAGUGCUUCACCCAGACCAUCCAAGGCUCCUUUCCCAUCCUCCCCCCAACUAUAGAGCACCAGCUACAACAGUACUACACCUUGGUUCGGAACGGGCAGGCGAUACAUUGCCCGGAGAAAUGGUUUGCGCUGGUCAACCUUGUUUUUGCAAUAGGCGCCAAGUUUUCACAUCUCAUCCAGGCUGAAUGGCGAGCCGACGAGCUGGAUCACAUCGUCUACUUAUCGCGUGCCUUUCAAUUGCUUAGCAUGAAUGACACAAUCGUUGUCCUAACGACUCCGGAUCUGCUCACAACGCAGGCAAGCAUGGCGAUGCGAUCGGCCUUCUCGCUCGGCCUUCACGUGCAACAAGAUGAUCAAUCUGUCUCGGCCGCCCGAAGGCAGAGCAUGGUCUGCACCUGGUGGAGUCUACAUGCACUCGAGAGCAUGCUGAGUUCGAUUACGGGCCGGCCCAGCAUUAUACCCAACGAAGACAUCACAACUCCGCUGCCCAGUGCCGUGAAUAGCGAUCAGACCCAAAGCGUACCUGUGUCCAAUCUCGACUUUCUCGAUGCGGAUAUCCACCUGAACCUCCUGACCCAGCAAAUCAUCUCCAAUCUCUACACACAACGUAGAUCUGCGCCAUCAUGGGACUACGUCCAGCAAAUGACCAUAUCUCUAUGCGAACACCUUGACAAGUGGGCAUUUGAAUACAUUCCCCAAGUUCAUUCCGAAGAACGGAACUCAGCUCGCAUGCAACAACGCGACGUCUUCUUGCUCAAACUUCAGUACUACCGACUGAAGGUUCUGACGACUCGUCCCUCACUCCGCCGUAUUGAACGCUGCUUCCAAGCCGGAACUGAUGACUUCAAUUCGCUCGAUCAGUCUGUGGCAGAGUCGUGCGUACAAGCGGCACGGGAUGUCGCAUCGCUGCUGGCAAACGAGCCUAAUGUCAGGAGUCUAUAUGAAAAAGGGCCCUGGUGGACAAUCGUCCACAACAUCAUGCAAUCACUCGCCGUUCUCAUGAUAGCCAUAUCCUGCCCCGAUCACUUCCGCGACACACUACAAGCGUCUGUGCACAGCACACGGCAACUCGUCACCUCACUCCGCAGCAUGUGCGACACAAACAUGUUAGCGUCCCGCGCCUACCAGGUCGUAUAUUCGAUAGUCAAGACGUCAAAACCGUACGUCUGGGCUGACAUAGCGGACGCCUUCCCAGACGAGGUCAUCAUGGUGCUACAACAACCAGCACCAGCAAAGGUCGACCCGCAAUAUCUACCAUGGCCGGACAACGACCAACCAGCUGAAGCCUUGUUCCGUUAUGAAAUGGACAACUUCGGCAACUACCACUUUCACAUGUUAUGA